Acyrthosiphon pisum (pea aphid) is the source of this 474-nucleotide messenger RNA. RefSeq lists its product as uncharacterized. The coding region runs from base 1 to 474 and encodes 157 amino acids. Gene Ontology annotation, molecular function: protein dimerization activity. The record is from RefSeq and is a predicted model, not a curated record. The transcript has 2 exons. NCBI's taxonomy places the organism in Eukaryota, Metazoa, Arthropoda, Insecta, Hemiptera, Aphididae.
AUGAAGAUAACUGUAUACAACAGUGUUAUUGAUAAAAUGUUAAAUGGCAUCAAAGUUCGUUUCAGUCAAGAUACAUUAAAUUUAAUUGAUAGUGUUGGUAACUUAUUAAAACUAGAAAUAGAAAAAGAACAUAUACAAACUAUUUCUGAUACAUUUAGUUUAUCUUUUGAUCAACUCGAUACUGAAGUCAGACUGUUUACACAAAUAGAUGACAUACCAAGAGGAAGCAAUAAUAGCACAAGAACUCAGUGGUUGAAAUUUACUACCAUACCAGUCACUAGUUACUCUUGUGAAAGAGCUUUUUCAAAAAUGGCAAUAGUUAAAAAUAAAUUACGCAGUACAAUGGCUCAAGAAAGGUUAGAUGCCUUACUAACAAUUUUUAUUGAACAAGAAAUUGUAAACUCUUUAGAUAUGGAGGAAAUUAUUGAUGAGUUUAAAACACUAACAUCAAUCCAAAGAAGAUUACCAUUAUAA